GAACUUCUUACGCAACCGGAUUGAAAAUUAUAUCAAAUAAAUCAGCAGAAAUCAAGAUAAAUUGAAAUUGCUUUAGUGAAAAGGAAGGAAAAAAUUAAAUUUAUGAGAAAAGUAUCGGAAACCUUGCUAGAAAAAAUUUGUGAAUAAAAAAUGAAUAAAUUCGACAUGGAUUUGAAAAUAGAUUGUGACAUGGAAUGUGGUGGAUUCGCUCCGCCACCAGAUUUUUCAAUUCCACCCCCGCCUCUACCACCAUACUUAAAGGAACUUCCAAAAUGUUCCGAAGGAUCAUCAUCAGAGUUCGAAAUGUGUAGUCUGAUUCCGCAUGUUGACUUCAAUUAUGACAACUCAUCAAUGCAAACGUCAGCUAUGAUCUUAUUGUGUUCAGUACUAGUUCUAAUAUUUAUCUUCGUGUCAUCGAUAUUUGUUUGGAAGCAUAAAAGAAAAUCAAAGGAUUCUCUUCCUUACAAAGCAUCAAGUUCAACCGGAAGUCCAAUGGAUCCUUCCAUUGUAUUUAACGGAUAUGAAAACCCCGACGCUUUUAGUUUAAGAUACAAAGUUCUCGAAAGACAACAAAAUCAAUUUGAUAUGUUGCAGCCAAAGACUGUUCAUUACCCAAGCGGUUUUCCCAUGCCCCAAACCCCGCCGGUAUUUGUCUGUUCAUCACCAGGUCCGGAUCCAUAUGAAUCGAAUGAUAAUCUUUAUGAAGAGCUCGAUCAACCUGAUUCUAGUUCCGUAUUAAGUCACCAUGACAGAUCUCUGCCGCAAACUGACAGAGCUUCAGAUCAUUUAAAUUCAUCUGCAGAUACAGCAUCGGCUACAGAUGAAGUUCCAACGACAAGCUAUAAUAAUCACCGCGAUGACGAUGCUGGCGAUAUUAGCAAUAGCGAUAGGAAUAUGGAGAGAGAAGUUGAACGUCGUAACCGCAUCAAUGCUCAACUCUCUAAUCCGGCAUUAAAUGUGGCGACGAUAUUCAGAGACCGUCACAUUCGCUAUCAUCCCGCAAGAGCAAAUGGCAAUUAUUAUGCACCACCACAUCAUAUGAUGGUGAAUCGAGUAAACAAUGGUGUUAACAAUUGUCAUUUCCUCACAAAUCCUCGAGUUCAUUGUUGGAGUAAUAACAGUCGACCAGGCAAUAUAUGUUCACAUUAUGAGCCAGUCUUUCAUGAAAGUAUUUCUUACAACACGAGUCUAUCUAAUAGCAAUUACAACUCUCAUCAAGUAGGAGAAUUUGCCACUCUUAGACAUUCAGAUAACUUAAGAAGUUCACAUCAUAUCAAUCAGAACUCGUUGAAUUCAAGGAAAAAUAUUUGGAGCUGGUUUAGAAAUGUUAGGAGUUAGUUUAAUUAUAGUUAGUGUUGAUAAAAAUGUUUAAUGAAAAUUGUGAUAUUGCCAAAAGAAGAAAUAAACAUUAAAAGGCUGUAUAUGUAAGGAAGGUGGGAUGGUAUGGUUAGUCACGGCAAAGCAAACA
This is a messenger RNA of Clunio marinus, 1468 nucleotides long. The record is from the annotation of a GenBank genome assembly. NCBI's taxonomy places the organism in Eukaryota, Metazoa, Arthropoda, Insecta, Diptera, Chironomidae.